Symbiodinium sp. CCMP2592 is the source of this 1269-nucleotide messenger RNA. Lineage: Eukaryota; Dinophyceae; Suessiales; Symbiodiniaceae. The record is from the annotation of a GenBank genome assembly.
AUGGGGUCGGAGUUGGUCUUGAACACAUCAUGCUGCGUUCGCUCAAAGUCCAGCCUGCUUGUCGGAUUCUCUGCGCCUUGCCGCCCAGUCAGCUCGGACAACCUGAUCAUCGAAGUGAGAGAGGACCAGCAGUACAUGGCAGCCUUGAAAAAGAGCUUGUUUGUCUACGAGCACGGCGGCCAAACCGUGCUCUCCAACGGACAGCAGCACCAGUACGUCGAAGCAACUACGACGCCUUGGUUCCGUGAAAUCUUCUUUGAUAGAAAGCCCCUUACCUGCAGACAUGACUGUAGCAAUGCCAGAACUGCGAGAUUAGCUCGCGACAAUUGCUGCCUGAACGCUCCGUGUCAGACAUAUGAAAGGUGUCUGUUGCCCUACAUCACCAACGGUGUCAUCAGCAAGCUCGUUUCCGAGUACGUGCCGCUGCCAGUGCACAGCAAUCCACGCGGCAAGCCCAGCAAGGUUGGACCGACUGUUUCGGAGCCUGAGCAUGGUGGACUCCAAGCGGGUGCACCGGCUGCUCCCCCGCAUCGUGGAGCAACUCCGAAGUUUGGAGCCCUUGGAGCAGGUCCGGCUUCCAACGAGCCUGCCGACUCGACAGGCGUGCUUGCAAAGGUGAACUUGGCUGUGGAGACACCCCUGCAGCUGGAAGCGCCGACACCCCCUGCCAAGCGCUUGAAGACGGAGGCUAGGGCAGCCUGCACGAUACAGCACUCUAAGACAAGCGUGGGCUCCACGACGCAGCGUCCUUACGUGGUCUUGUAUGGGGACAACGAUGAGAUGGGGCGGGAAGAGCCCAAGCUCCUCAGGGUCGACGGUGCCAAGGCACAUGUCGUCGCAUUCCUUCCCGUGAACGGGGCCAUGGACUACGAGAUCAAUCGCCACCGCUCUGGUGAUUUCUAUGUCCACAGCAGCAGCAUGGCAUUCAGCGAGUGGUGCGAUGACCUCGCCACGAAGCAUCUCGAAGCGAAGACUGCGUGGAUGGCACCCGAGACUCUGCCGCCGUCGGAGCGAGAGCCGGAUGAAUCCGGCGUUUGCCGCUCCUUGCACAUGUCAUUCUCAGAAGAGGUCCAUACCGGUGACGACUCCUGGAUUCCCAGCUGCACGGAGGAGUGGAGUCGCAGCCACCCGAGGGUUCCUGAUCUUGAGGAGUCCGACGAUCUUCGAGCCUGCCUGGAAGCGGCUGAGGAGAUUCACGGUGUGCAGGUUCUCGAAGAGUCCGGCAUUCCAGUCGGCUUGGUGGCGCCAGCCCCACCGCCCCAGGACUAG